AUGACCGGCUCCUGCUGCGGCUCCACCUUCUCCUGCCUGAGCUAUGGGGGAGGCUGCUGCCAGCCCUGCUGCUGCCGCGACCCCUGCUGCUGCCGCCCCGUGACCUGCCAGACCACCGUGUGCCGCCCCGUCACAUGCGUGCCCCGCUGCACGCGCCCCAUCUGCGAGCCCUGCCGCCGCCCGGUGUGCUGCGACCCCUGCUGCCUGCAGGAAGGCUGCUGCCGCCCCAUCACCUGCUGCCCCACGUCGUGCACGGCUGUGGUGUGCAGGCCCUGCUGCUGGGCCACCACCUGCUGCCAGCCUGUGUCUGUGCAGUCCCCCUGCUGCCGGCCCCCCUGCGGCCAGCCGACCCCCUGCAGCACCACCUGCAGGACCUCCUCCUGCUGA
Symphalangus syndactylus (siamang) is the source of this 387-nucleotide messenger RNA. RefSeq names its product keratin-associated protein 2-1. Gene Ontology annotation, cellular component: keratin filament. NCBI's taxonomy places the organism in Eukaryota, Metazoa, Chordata, Mammalia, Primates, Hylobatidae. The record is from RefSeq and is a predicted model, not a curated record.